AUGGCAAGUUCAUAUUGUCACCAUGCUGCCCAAAACUCUUCAUCCCAAAGAGGACUAGCCAUGGUGUUAGCUCUGACGACGGCUGUCGUGCUAUCGCCACUGUAUACCAGCGGUAAGACUGACCAUUCGUGGACGCGAUUGCAUCCCCAUUACGAGCCCGGUUGGAGCUCUGGCUUGGUCCUCCCGAUGGUCCUGGCAGGGUUGAUAAUCGCCAUCAAGACAACAUCAUCGAGCAGCUCGACGGUUAAUGGAGGUGGGAGGUCAUUUGGGUCGUCGUUGGUUCCAUCACCGGACCCUUCUUGGGUGCUCAGGAUUGGGAGCUCGUCCUGGGGGCUUGCUGGGAUAUUGGUCAUGCUCAUGCUUGUGUUGUCUUGGCAAGAAUCUGCUCAGCAUUUCUUCUGGAGAUAG
This is a messenger RNA of Linum tenue, 408 nucleotides long. The record is from the annotation of a GenBank genome assembly. NCBI's taxonomy places the organism in Eukaryota, Viridiplantae, Streptophyta, Magnoliopsida, Malpighiales, Linaceae.